GCAACUGCUCAGUCAUCCAUCUCUUCCCUUGUGAUGGUCAGAGAUGGACUCGACAGUUGUGCCGUCGUCUUAUUUUCACAAUUGAAGCAGCGGGAUUCCGUGGGUCGUUCGCGUUUCUUAAGAUACAAACGAUAAACUUCAAAUUGAACAGAAUUCUUGAUUGGAUUUUGGCUUAAAGAAAUUAUGGCUGAAUUAAACCUGGGUAUACUAAUAGAUGUUGUGGAUGAAGAAUGGAUGAAAGACACUCUUCCUGAUGACGAUCUUCCCCUGCCUCCAAUGCUGGUUAUAAGGACUGAUGACACCGAGGAUUCAAAUCAGGAGACUCGAAAAGUUGAGGGAGAUGGUUGGCACGAUCUUGCAUUAGGUUCUCAAUAAAUUUUCUUGUCAAGGAAUUGUUUAAGCAGGUGCUUCAUUCAAAGUACUUGAACUGUUGUUGUAUGGAUGUGUAUAUUUUUAAUUGGAUUAUGAAUGUCAUAUAGAUUUGUUGGACCUCAGGCUGUGGAGGCUAUGUUCCUUUCCUGAAGUUGUUGUGUUAACACUAAUUCUGUGAAUUUGUGAGCCGCUACUAACUGGUUUUGAUGUGGAGGCUAGGUUCCUUUCCUGAAGUUGUUGUGUUAACACUAAUUCUGUGAAUUUGUGAGCCGCUGCUAACUGGUUUUGUAUGUUAUCAUUUUUCCUUCACUAUAAUAUUUAGUGGCCAAAUUUGGAAUCUUAGUAUUGUUGUUAUGCCAGAAGAUUUUCCAAAGUGCAUAAUAUAUUAAACAAUAGUGCUCAAAGUCCAAAAUCCCUCUCAAUCCUUUGGAGUUUGUUUUCUUAUAGUGGAAGAUGAACCAACAUAAUUGCAUUCGCCAUGGCAAUAAAAAGAAUGAUAAUUAAGCUUUAUGUGAGGUUGCAGAGCCAAUUUAGCUAGCGUGUGAGCUGCUGAAUUCGAUUCUCUGAGAGCAAGAACAGACGUGGAUCCAGGAAGGGACACUUUGAGAGCUACAAUUCGUCCAAUGCUUGGCAAAUCAUCCUUACCAUACUGAAUGGCUCAAACAAGCUUUUGACAAUCAGAUUCAAGGAUGACAGGAGCUAAUCUGUGCUCCACCACAAGCUAUUGUAUUUUCCGACUCCACCUCAUUAACGUACAAUACAUGCAAGAAAACUAAUAUCCCACCGAUGGUAUAUCUUCGAGCCAAAUUAUGAAUCUGCUAGUUGAUUGUGUG
Molecule: messenger RNA, 1205 nt
Organism: Rosa chinensis
Lineage: Eukaryota; Viridiplantae; Streptophyta; Magnoliopsida; Rosales; Rosaceae
Product: anaphase-promoting complex subunit 13
Exons: 4
Coding region: 184-375 (63 amino acids)
Biological process (GO): protein K11-linked ubiquitination
Cellular component (GO): anaphase-promoting complex
Source: RefSeq, a predicted model, not a curated record